AUGACUUCACCAGAGCGCGUCCUAAAUGCAGAGGGCCAAACACGCCUCGUCAGGCAUUUUCAAGAUCAAAUUAGUGAGAUCGAAAGUCAUGCGGCCGGGUGGUCCAACCUUUGGGACACGGAUAAUAGCAACCUUUGGGAUCGUGGGAAACCUUCUCCAGCAUUGAUCGACCUCAUUGAGGAGAGACGUGACUUGUUCUAUCCUUUGACGGAAACGGGAAAGAAAAAGAAGGCACUAGUUCCGGGCUGUGGCAAAGGUUACGAUGUUGUCAUGCUAGCACUGCAUGGAUUCGAUGUAUACGGACUCGAUGUCUCAGCGACAGGCGUAGCUAUUGCCAGAGAGUAUGCCAAAGCAGAACUUGCAACACCGCAAGCCUAUAAUUUCGGGAAAGCCUGGAACUCCGUAGAAAGUGAAGGGCAAGCGACGGGUGAAGUUACGUUUAUUGAGGGAGACUUCUUCCAGUCAGAUUGGGAGACUGAGGGUCAGUUUGAUUUGAUCUAUGAUUAUACAUUCCUGUGUGCCCUUCAUCCCAGCAUGCGCCCCCGAUGGGCAUCUCGCAUGGGGGAACUUAUCUCUCCAAUCGGUAUGCUGGUGUGUCUUGAAUUCCCUAUGUACCAGGAUCCGAAGCUUCCCGGUCCACCCUGGGGUCUAAAGGGAGUACAUUGGAAUCUGCUCGCGGAGGGUGGUUGUGGUACUGUUUCGGAUAAAGGAGACGACGGGCUGAGAAAUCAAGGGAAAGCACAAUUUCGGCGGGUGUUGUAUGUGAAGCCUGCACGAUCAUAUGAGAGCGGAAAAGGAACAGAUAUGUUAAGUGUAUAUAUCAAAAAGCCUUGA
Molecule: messenger RNA, 834 nt
Organism: Aspergillus tanneri
Lineage: Eukaryota; Fungi; Ascomycota; Eurotiomycetes; Eurotiales; Aspergillaceae
Exons: 4
Coding region: 1-834 (277 amino acids)
Molecular function (GO): S-adenosylmethionine-dependent methyltransferase activity
Source: RefSeq, a predicted model, not a curated record